This is a messenger RNA of Limanda limanda (common dab), 1629 nucleotides long. RefSeq lists its product as uncharacterized. Gene Ontology annotation, molecular function: nucleic acid binding. NCBI's taxonomy places the organism in Eukaryota, Metazoa, Chordata, Actinopteri, Pleuronectiformes, Pleuronectidae. The coding region runs from base 175 to 1629 and encodes 484 amino acids. The record is from RefSeq and is a predicted model, not a curated record. Gene Ontology annotation, biological process: DNA integration. The transcript has 4 exons.
UGACAAUUGCAGAUAUCUGUAAUUCAGUUUUGACUAGGCAGAAUUAAAGUUAAAGAUAUCUCAAACGUCAUUUGAGUGCGAAUUAUUGGGCAUGACGUUUUAGAUAUCCAGAAAUACGUAAUUUCCAAUUGCCGCCAUAAUCAAAGAAGAAGUGGGAAUAAGAAAGGAGCAGUCAUGGCGUUGGCUGUAAUCGAAAAAAUCACCAGAAAAUGCCAUGAAAUUGAACGAGCCCUCACACAGGGGAUUUGUGGAGAGAGAGAACGUCGUUCGAUUGAAAGCUGUGAAAGAAAUCUCGGAAGAAUUGAAGAUUUGCUAUCACCAGAGACCAACAACGAACUCAAAAGCAGUUUGGCUGAACUGAAAAAUCUAGUAGGCACACAUUUCCAGGCUGGGGAAGACCGAAGUUUCUCUGUCGGGCGCAUUCGUUCAGGGAGAACAGGCCGACCAGCUAUUGAUGUUACCAGAGAACAGAUAGAAUUUCUGCUGGCGCAAGGCAAUACAAUUGCAAAAACUGCUGAAAUACUUGGGUGUUCCUCAUCAUUUCUGUACAAGAAGUCAAAGUUGAUGGGUAUACCUGUCAGAAGUAUGCGGCCUGCAAUAGAUGAUGGUGGACUAGAACAACAUGUGAGGCAACUUCAGGGCCAAUAUCCUAAUUCUGGAAAUGAGAUUAUUCGAGCCCUGUUGCGCACACGGGGUGUCUUUGUUACACAGUCCAGAGUGCGUGAGAUGUUGACACGGGUGAAUCCAACUGCUGCUGCAAGGAGAUGGAGCCGGACAGUUGCAAGACGUGUUUAUCAUGUACCUUACCCCAACAGUUUGUGGCACAUUGAUGGGAACAUGCGUCUGAUAAGAUGGGGCUUUGUCACUCAUGGUGCAAUUGAUGGAUACUCCCGUCUGAUUACUUACCUCAGCUGCAGCACAGACAAUCGUUCCACAACAGUGCUUUCUCAGUUUUUGAAAGCAACCUGCCUCUACGCCCUACCAUCAAGAGUUAGAUCUGACCAUGGUGGUGAAAACAUCCUUGUGGCUUUAUUCAUGCAUCUAGUUCAAGGACUUGAACACAGAGGUUUCAUAACCGGACGAUCAGUUCACAAUCAGAGAAUUGAACGCCUUUGGCGUGAUGUAUUUUUGCAUGUGUUGCAGCACUUUUACCAUAUGUUCUACUCCUUAGAGGAUUCAGAGGUUCUAAACCCAGAUAAUGAUGUCCACAGACUAUCACUGCAUAUUGUUUAUCUUCCGGAGAUCCAGAAAAGACUGGAGCAGUUUAGACAGGCCUGGAACCUCCAUCCGUUGAGAACAGAAAAUAAUCGCACACCAACUCAACUCUGGACAGAGGGCAUGCUCAGAAAUAUUGCCACAGACAGCACAGCUGUCAACAAUGUGUUUGGGGAAAAUCCCUACAGCGACCAAAACAUUGAGGCCAUCCUAGCGCAGUACGGAAUUCAAACACUGCCUACACUUGACGAGGAAGAGUUCCCAGCUGUAAGGGUAGAGCCACCUCAACUCAUCCUCACUCGGCAACAACAGACAUCUGUGCACAAUGCAAUCCAACACUUUUCUGAUCUGAAGAUUAAAUAUCAGGUGUGCUGUACUGCAAUUGUCAGUAUUUUGCAAACUGAUCAGGUAUAG